Aspergillus nidulans FGSC A4 is the source of this 1390-nucleotide messenger RNA. Its product is annotated as translation initiation factor eIF2 subunit beta. The coding region runs from base 121 to 1035 and encodes 304 amino acids. The transcript has 4 exons. Gene Ontology annotation, molecular function: translation initiation factor activity. Gene Ontology annotation, biological process: translational initiation. The record is from RefSeq and is a predicted model, not a curated record. Lineage: Eukaryota; Fungi; Ascomycota; Eurotiomycetes; Eurotiales; Aspergillaceae.
UCAACCUACAAAGACAACUUAUUUGUGUGUAUCUCCACUGGGUAAGGCUCUACUAUAUUCUUUUCUUCUACAGAAGUAGUCACCGUCUUUCUUUUCCUCUCCUCAAUUACCUCCGAAAAUAUGGCGGAGACUGUCGAACCAACGGCUCAGAAACAACGCAAGUCCGUCGCAUUCAGUGAAGGAACCGUCAUCAUGGAUACGAACGGCGAAGUCACACAGAAACUCGAGAAGCCUGUUGAAGAGCAAGCAGACAAGGCUGUCGAUGAAGUAACCGACCUCUUCAAGGGCCUUGCAAAGAAGAAGAAGACCAAGAAGCCCAAGGACACCGACGCCGGCGACGAUGAAUCCUCCCCCGCCCCCGCCGCGGACGGCGAGUUUGACCCCACAGCGCUGAAGAAAAAGAAGAAGAAGACCAAGAAGGUCGACGCCGGCGACUUCGAAGCUAAGCUCGCCGAGGCCGGUAUUACGGAGAAGGAGGCAGAAGAGAAGAAAGAGGAUGAGGUGCCUGAGGGCGAUCUCGAAGCCGGCACAGGCAUUUGGGCCCACGACGCCACCCAGGCCAUCCCCUACUCGCUGCUCGUCUCACGAUUCUUCUCUCUCAUCCAGAGCCACCACCCCGAUCUUUUGUCGAGUGGAACCAAGUCGUACAAGAUUCCUCCUCCGCAAUGUCUUCGUGAAGGUAACAGGCGUACGAUUUUCGCCAACAUUGCCGAUAUCUGCAAGCGCAUGAAGCGAUCCGACGACCACGUUAUGCAGUUCUUGUUUGCGGAAUUGGGAACAAGUGGUAGUGUGGACGGAAGCAGGCGUCUGGUUAUCAAGGGUCGUUUCCAGCAGAAGCAGAUUGAGAACGUCCUUAGACGAUAUAUCGUCGAAUACGUCACUUGCAAAACUUGCCGCAGUCCCGACACAGAGCUUAACAAGGGUGAGAACCGUCUUUACUUCGUCACUUGUAACUCUUGCGGAUCUCGUCGUUCCGUCGCCGCGAUCAAGACUGGUUUCCGUGGACAAGUCGGUCGCAGAAAGAGACAGGGUUAAAUUUAGUCUCUGGGUUAUUGCGUGGUUUCUGUUGUGGGUGCUAGGAUAUCGUCUGGAGAUAGAGGAAAUAUUGCUUCAUUUUCUUUGUCUCGUCUUUCUUUCUAUGUCUGGAGAAUGGAAGUAUUUUGUUCUCAUUUUGCCUCUUUCUCAUCUUUCUGCCUUCUCUUCCAUUAAAAACACUUGUUGUCUCUUGAUUUCUUUUGAGUGAUUGAUGUCAGGGAUGGGUUGUCCAUGAAAUGAAAUGGGGCCGUGGAGGCAGCAGCAGGCGCGCAACGCCGCGCCUGCGAGAAACGGGUCAUAAGCGAUGAUGACGAUAUUCUUAGCAUGUCAUGAUUUAGAAGGAUAUUGAAUGAUA